Molecule: messenger RNA, 4299 nt
Organism: Eruca vesicaria subsp. sativa (arugula)
Lineage: Eukaryota; Viridiplantae; Streptophyta; Magnoliopsida; Brassicales; Brassicaceae
Source: the annotation of a GenBank genome assembly
AUGGCACAUUACAGAGCAGGCUCAGAGGUAGAGAACGUGUUAAACGACAGAAACACUAGUCGUCUAGAAAAAGAGGAAGAGGAAGAUGAAGCCAUGAAAUGGGCGGCUCUGGAGCGGCUUCCUACUUACGACCGUGUUAGAAAGGCCAUGCUGAGAGGGAUCACAGGUGGUUUCAAGGAGAUUGACCUUAAGGAUCUUAACUUCGUGGAGAGAAGAGAGCUGUUUGAUAGAGUUGUUGCCAUGGAUGACAAAGAUUGGCAUGGAUUCUAUCUACGCAGGCUAAAGAGACGUACCGAUAGAGUCUCUUUGAAUCUCCCAACGAUAGAAGUCAGAUUUGAGAAUGUGAACGUGACUACUGAAGCCUUUGAAGGGAACAGAGCUGUUCCCACAGUCAUUAACUCAUACGUUAGCGUUGCAAAAGGUGUUGCAACAAAAAUUGGAGUUCUUCGAAGUAAAAAAACUACAAUCUCCAUUCUAAAAGAUAUUAGCGGAAUCAUCAAGCCCGGCAGGCUGACUCUACUUUUAGGACCACCAAGCUCUGGAAAGUCAACACUACUCAAAGUAUUGUCUGGAAAGAUAGAAAGUGGACUAAAAUGUACAGGGAAAGUGACAUACAAUGGGCAUGAAAUGCAUGAGUUUGUACCUGAAAGAACUGCCGCCUAUAUCAGCCAAUACGAUGUUCACUUGCCAAAGCUAACAGUUCGUGAAACAUUAAAGUUUUCCGCAAAAUGUCAAGGGGUCGGCACAGGUUACGACAUGCUUGAGGAGUUACUAAGACGGGAGAAAGAACAGAAUAUCAAGCCUGAUCCUUAUCUUGAUGCGUUAAUGAAGGCUUCGGUUAUAAAAGAACACAAGGAGAAUGUGGUUACAGAUUACGUUUUAAAGUUACUAGGACUUGAGACAUGUGCUGAUACUAUAGUUGGAGACAAUAUGGAAAGAGGCAUCUCUGGUGGUCAAAAGAAACGUGUAACAACCGGCGAGAUGUUGGUCGGACCAGUCGGAGCUUUCUUCAUGGACAACAUAUCAGAUGGUUUAGAUAGCUCCACAACGUUUCAGAUAGUAAAAUGCAUCAAGCAAAUGAUCCAAGUUUUCGAUAAAACCGCUCUUGUCUCUCUUCUCCAGCCUCCUCCAGAGACAUACGAGCUUUUCGAUGAUGUCAUCAUCCUUGGAGAAGGCCGUAUCAUUUACCAAGGACCUAGAGAAGACGUUCUCGGUUUCUUUGAGUCUAUGGGGUUUAAGUGUCCUGAAAGAAAAGGAGUUGCUGAUUACUUACAAGAAAUUUUAUCAAGAAAAGAUCAAGAACAAUACUGGACCAAUCCAGAGCUACCUUAUCAUUACAUAUCUGCAAAAAAGUUCGAGGAAGGGUUCAAAACGUACCAUCUCUGGAGCACAAUAAGUUCUCAGCUAGCAACACCUUUUGAUCGAGAGAAGAAUCACCGAGCAGCCUUGACAAGAACUAGGUAUGGAGCUAGAAAGAUGGAGCUACUAAUGGCAUGCUUACUAAGAGAACAUAUUCUAAUGAAAAGAAACAUUAGAAUCUUUGGCUUCAAGUCAUUUCAGCUCAUUUUCAAUGCGGUCAUGAUAGCCAUUGUAUUCUCGACGCAAAGAGACUACCACAAGACGGUAGAGGAUGGAAUUAUCUACAUGGGAGCUAUCUUUUUAGAAGUACAAAUGAUUGUCUUCUCUGGCUUCUUUGAGCUUCCUAUGACGAUCGAUAAACUUCCCGUGUUCUACAAGCAACGUCGUUUCAGCUUCUAUCCUUCGUGGGCUUUCUCGUUACCAGCUUCAGUCAUCAACUUUCCUAUAUCCUUUGUGGAAGUCUUGUUUGUGGUUUGUAUAACUUAUUACAGCAUUGGAUAUGAUCCAACCAUCACAUCGGUUUUAAAACAUUACUUGAUUCUAGCAUUGUGUGGACAAAUGUCGUAUGGAUUUUUUCGGUGUAUCGCUGCAGUGACUAGGAACCAUGUGGUUGCAAACACAAUGGGAUGUAUUGCUGUGAUGUGGCUGAUAACAUUCAGUGGAUAUGUGUUAUCUCGACACCAAGUCCACAAAUGGUUGACAUGGGCUUAUUGGACAUCCCCAUUUAUGUAUAUUCAAACUGCUGUCUCCGUUAACGAGUUCCGCAGCAAGUCCUGGAAAGAUGUAAUUUAUUAUGUGGUGUACAAUUUGCAGGGUCUUGGAGUUGCAAUUUUGAAAUCUAGAGGAUUUUUUGUAGAGACUUACUGGUAUUGGAUUGGGCUUUUGGCAUUGAUCAUAUCCACAAUCUUGUCCAACAUUGUUACUUCUUUGUGUCUGGCUUUUCUUAAACGUGAGUUAUCCAAGUCUGCGGUUUUACCAGAUGAAUGUGAAGAAGCUGAUAGCAACGCCUAUACAAGUAAACUCAAUAAUAUAUCUCUUCUGAAAAGUCUUUAUGAUCCUAAACAAAGAUUGACUUUUAUAGGUGUGACGACAAAGAGAACAUGCAACGACGAAAAACUGCGUAUACCUUUCAAGCCUCUCUACAUCACGUUCGAGAACAUCAUAUAUUCAGUUGAUACUCCUAAUGAAAUGAAAAAAAGAGGGAUCAAAGAUGAGAAGCUAGUGCUACUAAAUGGACUAAGCGGUGCUUUUAGGCCAGGUCAUCUCACUGCACUAAUGGGCAUGAGUGGAGCAGGCAAAACUACAUUGAUGGAUGUUUUAGCUGGUCGCAAGAACACUGGUUACAUUCAAGGAGACAUCAAUGUCUCUGGCUUUCCUAAAAAGCAAGACAGCUUUGCUCGUGUUUCAGGAUAUUGUGAACAGUUUGACAUACACUCCCCUCUCUUAACAGUCUAUGAGUCCCUUAUUUACUCAGCAUGGUUGAGAUUACCCUCUAACAUUGACGCAAGUACUAGAGAGAUUUUCAUUGAAGAGGUGAUGGAGUUGAUAGAGUUAGAACCAUUGAGAGAUAUGUUGGUUGGUUAUGUUGGAAUUAGCGGUCUUUCAACUGAGCAAAGAAAGAGAAUGACAAUAGCUGUAGAGCUUGUAGCAAAUCCAUCUAUUCUUUUUAUGGAUGAGCCAACAUCUGGCUUGGAUGCAAGAGCUGCUGCUAUUGUCAUGAGGACUGUUAGAAACACUGUUGAUACAGGAAGAACUGUUGUCUGCACCAUUCAUCAGCCUAGUAUUGAUAUUUUUGAAUCCUUUGAUGAGCUUUUCUUGUUGGCGAGAGGAGGAGAAGAGAUCUAUGUUGGUCCAAUUGGUCACAAUUCCUCAAAACUAAUUGAAUACUUCGAGGGAAUAAGAGGAGUAGGUAAGAUCAAGGAAGGUUAUAAUCCAGCAACAUGGGCACUUGAAGUGACAACAAGGGAACAAGAAGAUGUUCUUGGUGUCAGAUUUGCACAAGAAUACAAAGACUCAAACCUCUACAAGAGAAACAAAGAUCUAAUUAAGGAACUAAACAAGGUUCCUCCAGAUGCACAAGACAUUCAUUUCUCAACAAAGUACUCACAAUCCUACCUCACUCAGUUCCUAGCUUGCCUGUGGAAGCUACACAAGUCAUACUGGAGAAACGUUCCUUACAAUGCUGCGCGUCUUUGUUUCGCUGCUGCGGUUGGAAUCAUUUACGGGAUCAUAUUCUGGAGCCUUGGCAAAAGAAUGGGAACAAGAGAAGAUAUCUUCAACAGUGUAGGUGCUAUGUCAAUCGUUAUUGGCUUCUUAGGCUCACAGAGUGCGGCUACUGUGCGUCCUGUGGCCAUAGCUGAACGUACUGUCUUUUACCGAGAGACUGUUGCUGGAAUGUACUCAGCUCUACCAUAUGCAUUCGCUCAGGUGAUGAUUGAGAUUCCAUAUACAAUGGCUCAAGCAUGGAUCUAUUCAAUUAUUGUCUAUGGAAUGAUUGGAUAUGAAUGGACUGCUUCCAAGUUUUUGCUAUACACAUUCUUUACUUUCAUUACCAUCCUCUACUACAUCUACACCGGCAUCAUGCUCAUUGCAGUAAGUCCUAAUCAAGAAACCGCUGCGAUACUCAAUGGUAUCGUCUCCACAACGUUGAACGUCUUCUCAGGAUACGCCAUCCCUCGUCCUAGAAUGCCUGUGUGGUUGAGAUGGUUCCCGUACGCUAGUCCAGCGUGGUGGGGGUUGUAUGGAGUGACUAUAUCUCAGUAUGGAGAUGUAGAGACGAGGCUUGAUACUGGUGAGACGGUUAUUGAGUUCAUGAAGAACUAUUAUGGUUAUGAACAUGACUUCUUGUGGGUUGUCUCACUUGUCCUCAUCGCUUUUUGUGUGCUCUUUGCCUUUAUCUAUGCUCUCUCGGUUAAGACUCUCAACUUUCAAAAGAGGUGA